Messenger RNA from Acytostelium subglobosum LB1, 717 nucleotides. RefSeq lists its product as hypothetical. The record is from RefSeq and is a predicted model, not a curated record. The coding region runs from base 1 to 717 and encodes 238 amino acids. Lineage: Eukaryota; Evosea; Eumycetozoa; Acytosteliales; Acytosteliaceae. The transcript has 3 exons.
AUGGAGAUAGGAGGUGGCAACAAGUUGACCAAAGAAACAAUCGACAAAUACUUAAUCUCUGAUGCCAUUGCUUGUGAGGAGUGCUACAGCUUUGUCAACACCAAUCUCGAGAUAUUGAUUAGACACAUCGAAGACGGUGCAAACAAGACAUGUUCUGAUAUCUGCAGCUCAUUCAAUGGAACUACAUUCACUGAAUGCUUGGUUGUCUGUGAUGCUGUGGGUGCCAUCUUUUUUGUUGCCAUCUUGGAAGAAGCUGAUCCCGAUCCAAUCUAUAUAUGCCAGAUGGCAAAGCUAUGUGACAUCAACGUCAAUGGUAACGCAAGCAUUACCUCUGUCAGCUCCGACCCUCCAAUCGGUGCCCAAAACACAACGUUCUGGAUUGAUGUAGAGUACGAGGUGUACAACGAGAUCGGAACUGGCACCAUUGAGUACCAAUUGUAUGCACCAGGCCAAGGCGUAGUGACCUACCACUAUAUUUUGUUGGCUGAUGUCAAGGAGGGAAUGCACUCGUCCAAGUAUAACUUCACCACCAUACCAAACGAGGACAACAACUUCCUACCAGGACUCUACAUGGUGGACGUGUUCCUUUGUGAUGGCCUGUGCGACUCGACCAGACCAAACUCCAAGAUCUACGAUUUGAAGAGGACAUCGUUUGUCAUUAGCGGUGACAUCGUAUCAGGAACUGCAUCGUCCUCUGGCCUCUCCCUUUGGCAAUAA